AUGCCUCCCUCAAAACCGUCGUCGUCCUCCGACCCGACCAAAGAAAAGUCCAAGGAUAGGUCCAAGGAUAAGUCCAAGGUCCACAAGCUCGCCCUAAAGGGUAGUGCUAGGCUCGUUGCUGAAUUCUUCCAAUACUCCAUACACUCGAUCCUAUUCCAACGAGGUGUCUACCCAGCGGAGGAUUUCGUAGCUGUCAAGAAAUAUGGCUUGAAUAUGCUUGUCUCCGCCGACGAUCAGGUCAAGGCCUACAUCAAGAAGAUCAUGUCUCAGCUUGACAAGUGGAUGGUGGGAGGCAAGAUAUCGAAGCUCGUCAUCGUGAUCACGGACAAAGAUACCGGGGAGCACGUCGAGCGCUGGCAGUUUGACGUUCAAAUAUUCGGAAAAUCGUCGUCAAAGUCAAGGACCGCCCUGACAGCCGCCGAUCAAGAAAACCAAACCCCAAGCUCCGAUGCCGGCGAAGCCAUCUCAGAAAAGACCGAGAAAGAGAUACAGGAUGAAAUCGCCGCCAUCUUCCGCCAAAUCACCGCCUCUGUUACCUUCCUUCCCCAGCUCAGUGGUGACUGUACCUUCAACGUCCUCGUCUACGCCGAUGCCGAUUCGGACGUUCCUGUUGAGUGGGGUGACAGCGAUGCUAAGGAGAUCAAUAAUGCGGAGAGAGUCCAACUCAGAGGCUUUAGCACGAGCAACCACAGAGUUGACACGCUCGUGAGUUACCGGCUUGCAGAGUAG
Parascedosporium putredinis is the source of this 729-nucleotide messenger RNA. The record is from the annotation of a GenBank genome assembly. NCBI's taxonomy places the organism in Eukaryota, Fungi, Ascomycota, Sordariomycetes, Microascales, Microascaceae.